Molecule: messenger RNA, 1105 nt
Organism: Dicrocoelium dendriticum
Lineage: Eukaryota; Metazoa; Platyhelminthes; Trematoda; Plagiorchiida; Dicrocoeliidae
Source: the annotation of a GenBank genome assembly
GCUGAUCUGCUGACCAUUUCCACCCCCAACUAUCCAAGCCAUGGCAGCAGCACGAUGGCCCAGCCACGAAUUCGUACCCAAUCCGCAUAUGGUCUCUGCAUCCACCAGACAAGUCAUAUUCGAACCAACGUUCUCAAAAAUGGAGGAUCUAGAUUAUUCUUCCACUCAGAAGUUGCGAGAAGCGUUCGCAAAAGUGGAAAGGCGUUUUCCCGGGUUUAGCCAGGAAUUUGUCAUUGGUCUUCUGCAGCGAUUGGGUUUGGAGAGUGAAGUUGACUUAUCAGAAACGAGCUUACGAAUCGCCGGAUUGCAGGAAGGUGGUUUACAAAAAGGCUCCCGGCGACCCCAUUUAGUCGAGAUAGAGACGAAAGCCCAAGCGCUGAAGGCCAGCUUAAGCACAAUACCAGAUGAGAUAACAGAUCGACGUUCCUUCAUUGAAUUGAUCAAGGUUAUCGCAAGCGCCAUCAAACAGAUGCUCGACGCAGUUUCUCAAGUCCUUGACACAUUGCCCCACGGAGCUCAGCGUCAAGCCCUUGAUGAACAGAAGCGAAGUUUCUUGCAUUACUGUCGUCAGUUUAGCACCACAUUAAAAAGUUACUUCAAGGACAAUAACCAACAGGCGGUGUACAACAGUGCCAAUCGUCUGGUCAACCAAGCGAAUUUGACGCUUCUGGUCAUUCGACAAUUCGACUGAGCCACAAAGCCAUGAGAGUGUAUUUGCUGCUCUCCCUAAUUCAUCCUCUUUAUCCAGUCACUCAACAUUUCUUCUCCUCUGGUUCUCUUCUGCUUCAGAUAUUCACCGCCUGGUGCCGAUGAUUAUUAGCUUACCAUACCCGCUAACCUGUUUUUUCGCACUAAUUUGUUACCUUUUUCAUCUAUUAGGCUUCAUUUUUAUACCAUUUUUACUUUGUUUAUACAGAACUCUGAUGGUGUUUUUUCCUAGUCUUACUGUUAAUUCCUAGCACACCCUGUUCUGUUCUUUAUUUUCGACCAUAUCACGUUUGGUUUACUCUCAGCGAUUUCCACUGGAUCGCAUAUUCUUUCUAUGAGCAAGUGCAUCAACGCAUGAGCAAUGUCAUUUUUCUUCGGCCAUUAAAAGCAGUUCUGA